Abrus precatorius (Indian licorice) is the source of this 876-nucleotide messenger RNA. Its product is annotated as probable lipid phosphate phosphatase 4. Gene Ontology annotation, biological process: phospholipid metabolic process. NCBI's taxonomy places the organism in Eukaryota, Viridiplantae, Streptophyta, Magnoliopsida, Fabales, Fabaceae. Gene Ontology annotation, molecular function: phosphatidate phosphatase activity. Bases 1 to 876 code for a protein of 291 amino acids. The transcript is spliced from 7 exons. The record is from RefSeq and is a predicted model, not a curated record.
AUGGUUUUUCAAUCGCCUGGAAGCAAGCUGGCACUAAGUCACAAGCAUGAUUGGCUGAUUCUUCAGCUUCUUGCUGUUAUGGAAGGAAUCUUGAAUUUCAUAGAACCUUUUCAUCGUUAUGUUGGGAAAGAGAUGAUGACAGAUCUUAUGUUCCCCUUCAAAGAAGAUACCAUACCUAUGUGGGCUGUUCCCAUCCUCUCUAUUCUCCUCCCCAUUCUUAUCUUUGUUGCGUUUUACUUUGCCAGAAGGGAUGCCUAUGAUUUACACCAUGCAACAUUGGGUCUCAUGUUUGCUAGCUUAAUCACUGGAGUUAUCACAGAUUCCAUUAAAGAUGCUGUUGGUAGACCGAGACCAAACUUCUUCCAACGGUGUUUCCCUGACAAAAAACCAGUGUUUGAUAAAGACACUGGUGAUGUUCUUUGCACUGGGAUUAAGGCUAUUAUAAAGGAAGGAUACAAAAGUUUUCCAAGUGGACAUACUUCAUGGUCCUUUGCUGGUCUUGGUUUUCUUUCAUGGUAUUUAUCAGGGAAAAUUAGAGUGUUUGAUCGUAGGGGUCAUAUUGGGAAACUAUGCCUAGUUUUGCUUCCUUUACUUGUUGCUGCUCUUAUUGGAGUUACUCGAGUUGAUGAUUACUGGCAUCAUUGGACUGAUGUGUUUGCUGGAGGCAUGAUAGGACUUACAGUGGCUUCAAUCUGCUAUUUGCUACUCUUUCCCUUUCCUACUAACCCACGUGGUUGGGCGCCUCAUGCAUUUUUUCAUAGGAUGGAAGAAGUUGAAUGUCCUUCCCUACGAAGUAGUCGAACUCAGCAUGUAUCAAACCUAGAUGAGAUGUCCCUGCAAAUGGUGGAAAUGGAAAAUGGGACAACAUAUAUGUGA